AUGAGCUCUUUCACCAACCUUCAAUUUCAGCCAGCUGAUGAAUUCAACGAUUUGAGAAAAAAGCUGGCCUUAGACAGUAAUGAAAACAAAGUGGAUGUCAGUGCUGGUGUUUACAGAGACGAAACUGGUGAAUCAUAUACAUUGCCAUCAAUAAGAGCAGCGAAAAAAAUAUUACACGAAAGUGGUAAAGGUCAUGAUUACACUUUUUGCUUAGGCUCAUCUGAUUUCCUUGAACCAGCUGCGCAAUUAGCUGUUGGGAAUGAUGCAGUGAAAAAAGGGCUAGUCUCAUCGUGUCAAACAAUUGGUGGAACAGGUGCUUGUCAUUUAGGUGCUACCUUUUUAGCUCAGUAUUGUGGAUUUGGUGAAUUUUAUUUAGGAACUCCAGCUUGGCCAAAUUAUUUUCCUCUGUUGAAACAAGUUGGUGGUUCAGUUCAUACUUUUGACUAUUAUGAUUCUGAAAACAAAAGUGUUGAUUUCAAAGUUUUAAUGCAAACUUUAGAGAAUGCACCACAAUAUUCUGUUUUCAUUUUACAAUUAUGUUGCCAUAACCCAACAGCCUCUGAUUUAUCAAUUGAACAAUGGAAAAAAGUUGGUGAAAUCAUGAAAGCAAAAUCACUUAUUGCGUUUAUUGACGCAGCUUACCAAGGUUUUGCUUCAGGAUCAAUUGAGAAAGAUGGUGAACCUAUAAGAAUCUUCAUUGAACUUGGUGUGGAAGUGCUAGUUGCGCAGUCAUUCUCAAAGAAUCUUGGUCUUUAUGGGGAAAGGGUUGGAUGUUUACAUGUUGUUUCUACAGACCCUAUGGUUACACCAGUCAUUACUGAUCAGUUAAGGUAUAUUUUGAGAGCUGAAGCUUCAAGCUCACCAGCAUUUGGAUCUAGGUUAGUCUCAAUAAUCGCCAACAGUGACGAUCUAUCAGCUCAAUGGGGAACGGAUGUUGCUGAAAUCUCAAAGAGACUACAGACACUAAGAGCCAAAGUUUAUGACCUGUUGACAGAGAAAUAUCAAACUCCUGGCUCAUGGGAUCAUGUGAAAUCACAAAGAGGUUUAUUUUGGUAUAGUGGUCUUACACAGGAACAAGCUGAGAAAUUGAUCAACGUGUAUCAUAUAUACCUUACAAAAGGUGGUCGUAUUAAUAUUGCUGGUUUAAAUGAGAAAAACAUUGAUUAUUUUUGUUCUUCACUAGACAAAGUUGUUAGAUCUGUUCCUUAG
Hansenula anomala is the source of this 1209-nucleotide messenger RNA. RefSeq lists its product as uncharacterized. NCBI's taxonomy places the organism in Eukaryota, Fungi, Ascomycota, Saccharomycetes, Phaffomycetales, Wickerhamomycetaceae. Gene Ontology annotation, molecular function: pyridoxal phosphate binding; L-aspartate:2-oxoglutarate transaminase activity. Gene Ontology annotation, cellular component: cytosol. The record is from RefSeq and is a predicted model, not a curated record. The transcript has a single exon. Gene Ontology annotation, biological process: L-aspartate biosynthetic process. The coding region runs from base 1 to 1209 and encodes 402 amino acids.